GUGUGUGUGUGUGUGUGUAUAUAGUGUGUUUACAGUGUAUAGUUUACAAAAUGUAUCUUUGAUCACUUUGGUCGCACCAGAGAGGUGAGCAUUGAAAAUACUGCGGAAAGGGAUGACACCUGUGUGGUAGUUCCUCAGUCCUAGAUCACGCGGGAAGGAAUACAGAGUUUGCAGGGAAAGGCACCGAAACCGUGAAGCGCGAGAGUGAAAGGCGGUGAGAGUCGUGCGCUUCAAUCGCGCUGCGAAGUGGGGGUCCAUCAGCCCUCAUGCCUGGCGACCACUGCACCAUGGAGAAGGUGGACCACAUCCUUUCGGAGUUCAGACUGGACGAGGACGACCUAAUGGAGGUGAUGAGGAGGUUGCAGAAGGAGAUGGAGCGUGGGCUGCGUCUAGAGACACACGAGGAGGCCAGCGUCAAAAUGUUACCCACUUACGUGCGCUCCACCCCAGAGGGCUCUGAGGUGGGUGAUUUUUUGGCCCUGGACUUAGGAGGAACAAACUUCCGCGUGAUGCUGGUGAAAGUGGGAGAGGAUGAGGAGAGGGGCUGGAAGGUCGAGACCAAGAACGGGAUGUACUCCAUCCCGGAGGAUGCCAUGACAGGCACGGCCGAGAUGCUGUUCGACCAUGUUGCCGAGUGCAUCUCCGACUUCCUGGGCAAACACCACAUUAAACACAAGAAGCUGCCCCUGGGCUUCACCUUCUCCUUCCCUGUGCGACAUGAGGACAUAGACAAGGGAAUCCUACUGAACUGGACCAAGGGCUUCAAGGUCUCUGGGGCUGAGGGCAACAAUGUGGUGGGCUUACUCCGAGACGCCAUCAAGAGAAGAGGGGACUUUGAAAUGGAUGUGGUCGCAAUGGUGAAUGACACAGUGGCCACCAUGAUCUCCUGCUACUACGAAGACCGCAGAUGUGAGGUUGGCAUGAUUGUAGGGACCGGCUGCAACGUGUGUUACAUGGAGGAGAUGCGCACGGUGGAGCUGGUGGAGGGUGAAGAGGGUCGCAUGUGCGUCAACACAGAGUGGGGGGCCUUUGGAGACCAUGGUGAGCUGGAAGAAUUUCGUCUGGAGUACGACCGCGUGGUGGACGAGACAUCUGUCAAUUCUGGCCAGCAGCUUUACGAGAAGCUGAUCAGCGGGAAGUACAUGGGCGAGCUGGUGCGGCUGGUGCUGCUGAAGCUGGUCAGCGAGAACCUGCUGUUCAACGGCGAGGCGUCCGAGCAGCUGAGGACCAAGGGCAGCUUUGACACCCGCUAUGUGUCCCAGAUAGAAAGUGACUCUGGGGACAGGAAGCAUAUCUACAACAUCCUGACAACGCUGGGGCUGCUGCCCUCAGAGCGAGACUGCGACAUUGUGCGUCUGGCAUGCGAGAGUGUGUCUACGCGUGCGGCCCACAUGUGCGCGGCGGGGCUGGCUGGUGUCAUCAACCGCAUGAGGGAGCGUCGCAGCCAGGAGGAUCUCAAGAUCACCGUGGGCGUCGACGGCUCCGUCUACAAGCUGCACCCCUGUUUUCAGGAUAAGUUCCACAGAGUAGUGAGGGAUCUGACUCCUCACUGUGACAUCACCUUCCUGCAGUCUGAGGAAGGGAGCGGUCGAGGCGCAGCCCUGGUUUCAGCAGUGGCCUGCAAGAUGGCAACGUGCAUGCUGACCCAGUGAGGGUGUCCAGUCGUGCCCAACAAGCAGCGAUACACACAGUGUCCUGAUCAAGGUCGGACCACCCAUGUCCCGAGAGGGGACUUCUUUUUCCAAACAGACCGGUGUGUCUCACACGUGAGCAGUGUCUUCAUGGACUUGGACAAGCACGCUUU
Molecule: messenger RNA, 1804 nt
Organism: Scleropages formosus (Asian bonytongue)
Lineage: Eukaryota; Metazoa; Chordata; Actinopteri; Osteoglossiformes; Osteoglossidae
Gene: gck
Product: glucokinase (hexokinase 4)
Exons: 10
Coding region: 267-1652 (461 amino acids)
Biological process (GO): glucose 6-phosphate metabolic process; glucose metabolic process; carbohydrate phosphorylation
Cellular component (GO): mitochondrion; cytosol
Molecular function (GO): ATP binding; mannokinase activity; glucokinase activity
Source: RefSeq, a predicted model, not a curated record